Molecule: messenger RNA, 6852 nt
Organism: Micropterus salmoides (largemouth bass)
Lineage: Eukaryota; Metazoa; Chordata; Actinopteri; Centrarchiformes; Centrarchidae
Gene: map3k2
Product: mitogen-activated protein kinase kinase kinase 2
Exons: 17
Coding region: 454-2397 (647 amino acids)
Biological process (GO): protein phosphorylation
Molecular function (GO): protein binding; ATP binding; protein kinase activity
Source: RefSeq, a predicted model, not a curated record
GGGGUUUUCCCCAUAGCCGCUAUGGGCAAAAACAUUGUGGGAUUUUAUUUUGUCAGAAUAAUCCUCACACUUCCGGUAUCCGUUAGUUCUUUACCCGUUGGCUACAGCGAGUGUAGCGACCGUCCACCAGGUUGUAAAGUGCAACAGAAUGAAAGCUGUCGAUUAACUUUGCCUUUUUACGACCGCACAGACACGGAGCUACUUUGCUGGAUUAACCUUUAGCUCGUCAUUUGUGUGCCGGGAAAGAUCCAGCGGGUUAAACUGACAGCCGUCGGGGCCUCGUCGUCGUCGUCGUCGUGGCCCAGCAGGACUCGAGUGAAGUUGGGAGCGGACUGCCAAACUUCUGCUUCCUCCUGCGGCUCUCCGCGGGGCCCGGGGCUCCUGUCACCGGCCCUGUGGAUGAGGAAGUGAAUACAGAUCUAGCCAAGCCACCAGGAGAAAGGGAUCCCUUUGAUGGGAGAAUCCUCUUUCCUGGCCUCCUGGGUCAAUCGCCGUGCCAUGAUGAUGGAUGAACAGGAGGCGCUGAACUCGAUCAUGCAGGACUUGGCCGAACUGCACCGCUCUAGCCGUCCUGCCACGUUCCUGUCGGAUCUGGGAAAACCCAAAGCCUCCUCGCCCAAGAACCAGAACGAUGUCAGAGUGAAGUUCGAGUUCAAAGGGGAGAAGAGGAUCUUGCAGUUUCCUCGACCUGUCAAGCUGGAUGACCUGAAGUCGAAAGCUAAAGUGGCUUUCGGUCAGACGAUGGACCUUCACUACACCAACAACGAGUUGGUGAUCCCACUGACUACUCAGGAUGACCUUGACAAGGCCGUGGAACUGCUGGAUCGCAGCGUUCACAUGAAGAGCCUGAAGAUCCUCCUGGUGCUCCAGAUGUCCUCUCAGAACUCUUCCUCCAACAUGGACCUCUUGCCGUCCCACGAGGAGCUGGAUAACACGGGAUUCAGGGUCGCUGACAAGAAGAGUAUGCUGGCUUUGAUAGGCUCCCAUUCGACGGACCGCAGCUCCCCUCCUCCAGGAUAUAUUCCUGACGCGCUCCAGCAGGUGGCGAGGAACGGCUCCUUCACCAGCAUCAACAGCGAGGGAGAGUUCAUUCCGGAGAGCAUGGACCAGAUGCUGGACCCGCUGUCCAUGAGCAGUCCAGAAAACUCAGCGUCUGGAAGUUGUCCCUCUUUAGACAGCCCACUGGACAGUGACUACCCGAAGUCCAGGAUGCCCCGAGCGCAGAGCUACCCAGACAACCACCAGGACUUUCCAGAGUACGACAUCCCAGUGUUUGAGAAGUCGGGGAAAGGUGGAACGUACCCUCGACGAUACGGCAUUCCCUUCGGCCUUCAAGAUUACAGUGACGGGAGGAAGACCUUCCCUCGAGCUCGGCGAACGCAGAUUCACGGCUUCCGCUCGCCGGUCAGCUUCAGCCCGACCGAGCAGUCGCCGAGCACCAGCAGUGGCAGCAGCGUGUUCACCCCCGACAUAGAGGAGGCCCCGGGGCCCGCCAGGAGGCCGCGGAGGGGCAGCGACAUUGAACCCAAUCCCAACCCGACUAACGCUCCCACCCUGUCUGUAAUGGACAUCAGCCCCCCCAGCCGCUCUCCACGCGCACCAACCAACUGGCGUCUUGGAAAGCUCCUGGGGCAGGGGGCCUUCGGACGGGUUUUUCUCUGUUAUGACGCCGACACUGGACGAGAACUGGCGGUCAAACAGGUCCAGUUUGACCCAGAUAGUCCGGAGACCAGCAAGGAGGUGAGCGCGUUGGAGUGUGAAAUCCAGCUCCUGAAGAAUUUGUGCCACGAGCGGAUUGUCCAGUACUACGGCUGUCUGCGAGACACAAUGGAUCGAACGCUGUCCAUCUUCAUGGAGUACAUGCCUGGCGGCUCCAUUAAGGACCAGCUGAAGUCGUACGGAGCGCUGACGGAAAACGUGACGCGCCGCUACACGCGGCAGAUCCUGGAGGGGGUUUCUUACCUGCACAGCAACAUGAUUGUCCACAGAGACAUCAAAGGGGCCAACAUCCUUCGUGACUCGGUGGGUAACGUGAAGCUGGGAGACUUCGGGGCCAGCCGGCGGCUGCAGACAAUCUGUCUGUCAGGAACAGGCAUCAUGUCGGUGACCGGCACCCCCUACUGGAUGAGCCCAGAAGUGAUCAGUGGAGAGGGCUACGGCAGGAAGGCGGACAUCUGGAGUGUUGGCUGCACCGUUGUGGAGAUGCUGACACAGCGGCCCCCGUGGGCGGAGUUUGAGGCCAUGGCAGCCAUCUUUAAGAUCGCCACCCAGCCCACGAACCCUGUGCUGCCUGUCCACGUGUCGGACCACUGCCGAGAGUUCCUCAAACGGAUCUUUGUAGAGACUAAGCAGCGGCCUUCUGCUGAUGAGCUACUGAGGCACAUCUUUGUACAUUAACCCCUGAACCUUUAACCCCGCCCCCGCCUGCCUGCCGAACCGCCAGAAACGGCCUUACCUGAUGGGGCGUCCCUGCCUCUUCACCUCCACGCUGAAACCAUAUUGGACUUGAGGGAACUGGCUGGACGAAGGUGGGGUGCGUGUAGGCGGGGGGACCUGCUCCUCCUGUCUCUGUUUGUAUGAGGCUGCCAUAGAGGACAUGAAUUUUAUUUUUAUUUUUUCAUUCUGCAAGUUGCACCUUAAUUUCUCCAACGAGGAGGGCGCGAGCACUUCCUCCUGAAGCGAUGAAAAACAACUCUUUGAAAACCUGUUUGUUUUUUUAAAUGUUUGUACGGUCUCUCUCUUCAAACCUUUUUUGGAGUGGGAUAGUGUCGGUGUUGUGGACCUACAGGAGGUGAUGCCUGGCUGUGGAGUGGCCCCGCCCCAUCUCGCUGACCCGACCCCAGAAUGUAGUCUCCUGCCAAAACCCAGAGCGACGGCGAUGACCUGGGCCCGCUGCUAUAGACGAAACUAAACCCCAGAUGCAGAGAACACUCCCUGAAUACAGUUUCCACUCGCCUUCCCUCGUCUUUCUGAUCGCUCUGCUUUACUGUCUGUGAACUACCUUCCCUCCUCUUUCCUCCUCCAUCUUCGUUCUUCGCCGUGUGCCUUUUUUCUGUUUUUAAACGCAGCGUAGGAGUGAGUCUCGAGUUCGUGGUAGAGUCCCCAUUGUUCUCAGUGUUGUUUUGCCUCCCAGGUGAACCUGCCUUUGAACCGUUAGCCCAAAUGCAGCUGAUCUCAGUUCAGCCGUUAAAUCCGUUUCUGCCUUUCCUGUAACAGAGACUCCUGGUGUUGAGCAGGGAGCGUGCUGAUCUCACCUCAGCUCCUUCGGCUUGUUUUGGUGCUCUACCUGCUGGUCAGCAAAUAUCCCUCAGACUCCUGUGCUGGUUCUCACGCAGGGAUCCGUACUCCUGCUUCAGUCUUUAGAGAUGCACCUUUUCCUCCUCCUGCCUCUCAAAGUAUUCACUGAUCACGUUGGUCGAACUCUUGUCAUGGCAGAGGUGGGUUAGCUGUGGGGUUGUUGAUAAAUGUUGGUAAGUUCAGUCGUUUUAGCAGCUCACAUUCUGGAAAUGUUCAAACUGAUGACUGAGCAGAAUAUUUCAUUUCAAUCGCUGGAUGUAAACUGAAGUGUGCAAUGAGUCUGUUUUACAUCCUCCUGAAGAGCAACCAGACCUUUUGUGGCUCAAGUUAUUCAAAUCAGCUUGAAAGCAUCUGAGUCAAAGCUGCGAACACGAUUCAGUUGUUGCUUACGACUGACGAUAUUUUAUACAGAAUACUUUCUGCCAUGACAGCAGUUGAUUCCUCUGAGCAGUGAGGCAGGAGAGGCGUGUUGCCAGGCAAGAAGCUCACAGCUGAUUGGCCAGAGUUCUGGCUGUAUGACGCUGUACAGAUUUUGUGGCCAUACUUGAAGAGCUAUUUGCCUCGGACAUUUCCGUCUGCCUCACUAGCUGCUCAUCGUUGAUCCAACUGGUACAUCUGCAGGUAACGUGUCUCUUCAUUACUUCACUGCUGCAAUCGGUACCUUGUUUAUGUUCUCCAGUCGAGGCCACAUCGGAGCACUUUUGUUGUGUUUAUGGUUUUUGCGCCUCACAUGCACUCCUGCGGGUUAGGUUCACACUUGAGGCCGUUUACAGCUUCGUUCCUUUACAGCGGUCGCUGCCGUUGCCAAAUCAAAUGCAUCAACAUUAACUCGUCACUUUAGCCGAACCGCAAACGCUCCGUUCAAUAUGUGCCGCGUCUCGCUUGGCUCCCGUUGGCGUCUCCUCCCGGUCCGAGCUUCCAAAACGUCUUGUCUGUUGAAUAUGACUUUCGCAUCGAGGCUGUUCACACCGCCACACCGGCUCCAUAACUAUGCACCAGUAAACUCACCGGACAGCAGGAUUAAGACACACCUCUGCUUGUGUUGACCGUUUGUCCUGGUGGUGAUCAGCAACCAAUCAUGUCCCAGUCUGACUGUACGUCCAUAACAGACCACUUGCAUGCAUAAUAAUGACUUUAUUUAACCUGAUUAAUGCAGUAGUCUUCAACAUUUAAAGGUGAUUAAUCUGACCUCCAGUAACGCACCUAAAUCUGCACAGUUCUGUGAUCAUUUUGAGGCACCAGCUGCAGAAACCUAAAUAAUGUCUUAACAAAACAAACACGGGACUUUGCAGAGAAGGAAUGAGCUGAUUAUUAAACAAAUCCAUGUAGAGAAAUGUCUUCACUUUAAAGCGCUUAACUGUUAAUCUGACAGAAUAACCCGAGUCUUGGCGUGUGAUGUGUUUACACGUUUAAUGAUAGUAACAACAUGAUUUAAACAGCUUUUCUGCCACGCGUGCAGUAUUUAGGUAAAAUCAGACGGGAGUGAGUCCAAUGAGGCGCAGCAAGCGCGGGUGUUGAUGCAGAGCAGGUGGCUUUUAUGACGAGCCGUUCCUGCCGUUAAAGGUGCAAUCAGUAAUAUUUUACCGGCUCUUUGCACAAAUUAGCCGCAGUAUGCUGGUUCAGUCAUUUCAGUUACUUUUAUUUGGUAUUUUUAAAGAAGUUGGGUAUUCUCAGAACUCUAGACUUAACUACCCAGCAUGCACUUAUUGGUUUCUGUCUUCUGUGUUGGAGCAGAUUCAACCCUCACUUAUUCUAACUUCUAAACCACUUCACCUGAUUGGUUUACUUCUUGAUGGGGACGUGGAUGUGUGCUACUAUGGAAUUAAAAGUGGCGGAUAGAAAGGCGUCUAAUAGUAAUGUAAAAUGGACGGUACGAGACGUAAUGCACUUUUUGGUGAUCAGAAACACCUUAUUUUUAUAGUUUUAGAAAAAAAUUUCCCACAUUUCCCUGGAAAUAACUAUGUAGUUUAGUACGUAUGUAAUAAAAAGUAAAAUGGUGUUCUCAGUUGCAGUUAAUGAAUUGCUGAACGUCUAAAAAUAUGAAUUUUGCUCUCAAUUCAACAUAUAUGGAGAAUGAAGUGUCUAAUAUCCGAUGAAUAAUAAAUGGCUCUUUCCAGGAAUCCUUCUGGGAAAUGGUAAAAGAAAUCAUUUUCUGUUUGUAAUGCUGUUGCUGUAGUUCCCUGCAGCGACCGCUAGAUGCAACUAAAGAGACAUGUUUUACUGAUUGCACCUUUUUAUUAUUAUUUUUUAUUUUUUUUAACUUGUCCUCGUUAAUCGUUUGCUCAUCAAGCCUUUGUCUCUUCGCUGAGGUCAGUGUGAUUAUGAUUUAUCGUCACGAGUCGCCCCACGCCGAAUCACAGUUCAUGGAUUUUCUCUGAAGGCACUUGUUCAACCCGUCUGAAAUAGUCAGACUUUCGCUGCUUUGUGGUAAAAAACAAUUUCAAUUGUGCGUCAGUUGAUGGAUCCACACAACUUCUCUUCUUUGUCCGGGUAACUUAAACAAACUACUACUUCGAUCAGAUUAUGCAUUUUCAAAAAACGGUACACGUCAAAACAAAGCUACAGAAAAGAAAAACCCUUGAUCGGAUCCGCCUGAAAUCAUUAGUGGUUGUCUUGAGUUUGAGGCGGCUUACAGAAAAAGCCGCCAGCACUGUUAAACCUUGAUACGCACUACCAUCAUGCAUCUGAUUCACUGAUGCUUCUUCACGAUCCCUCGUCGGCUGUCGCUCACGCAGCUCAGUUCAGCGACCUUUUCUUUGCACAUUUAAAGACUGUUUGUUUGUUUUUUUUAAACACAAGUGUGAUUGUGAGCGUGUGUGUGAGAGAGAGAGCAAUGACUCGAAUACACGAAUGUAAUGUCUCCUCUUUUUUUUUUUUUUUUUUACCGUCAGAUGGCCUCGUUCACCAACGUGGAUUAACUCUUACGUACCAGUAUUUAUCACCUGCAAACGCCAAGAUACACCUGUAGUUCUCUCUUUAGUGUCUAAAGCCACUGCUGCCACUCCUGUGUGUGUGUGUGUGUGUGUGUGUGUGUGUGUGUGAAUGUGUGAGUGUGUAAACGUGCAUUUACUGCAUUUACUGCAAUUUGUGCUCUUUGGCCACUGCGCCCGAAAUGCCUUGAGCAUUCUGACUGUAGGGGGUGAAAACAUAAAAAUAAUGAUAAUAAUAAAAAAAAAUAAUCAUGUACAAAUGUAUAAAAUGAAAAUGUACCCUUUUUUUAAAGAAAAAGAAAAGUCCACUUAUAUCCCACAUGUUUGGUCUCUGUGUAUUGUAAAAGAAGCCAUGUUUAUAAUUCUAAUUGGUUUGUGACCAAUACGCCUGUUUAUAUCAGAUCUGUAUAUCAGUGGUACGCAUAAUUUUUUAAUAUAUUUUUUAUUUUACUUUUUUCUUUUUUUUUUAUGGGAGAUUUUAUUGCAUGGUUGGGUCCUGAGAGACGCAGCGGUGCCGUUGAAUGGUUGCUGUUUUAUUUGGCAAAAUUCUGGAGUAUUGCGACAGCUCUGUGUUCAUAAUUACAACAAUUAUGAUGACGAAAACAAUAAAGAUAUUUAUUUCACA